Parnassius mnemosyne (clouded apollo) is the source of this 375-nucleotide messenger RNA. The record is from the annotation of a GenBank genome assembly. NCBI's taxonomy places the organism in Eukaryota, Metazoa, Arthropoda, Insecta, Lepidoptera, Papilionidae.
AUGAAGAUUAUCACUAAUCUGUUGAAGGAUUCAGAGGAUGAAUAUCUCAUGCAAACAACGGCUUCGAUAAAUGAAAUCAAUCCCAUUAUUGACAGAAUAAUGGAAGAUGAGUCUGUAGAAGGUGUUGUAAUGACGAAUAAAGAAGGUGCUCCAAUCCUAACGAAUAUAAACCUGAUGGGUGCAGCGAAUUACGGAACUGCCAUGCAAAGCUUGGGAUUUAUGGCACAGGCGUGUGUUAAAGAAAUAGAUCCCUUUGACGAAGUUAUCAUAAUGAGGACGAACACGCGCAAAUUCGAAAUCAUGUUGGCACCCGAUCCCGAAUUCAAUAUUGUAGUGUUGCAGCGCUCAAGAAUCAAAUCCAAACAAAAGAAAUAA